UAUAAAUUUUCUUUUCAUCGAUGUGAAAAAUGAAAACAUUCGCACAUGUAUUUAGUUUUAGUUAGUGAUUUUGAUAUCAAAUCACUGUUAAAUAUGUAAAAUUAUAUUUUGUGACAUUCGUGAAUUUUGAUUAUUGUUAACUGGGCAAAAACUAAGAACAACGAUUCUGGAGCAUACGCCGGAGAACACACCUUCCUUCCUAUGUAAAAUUAUAGGAUAGAAUACAUUCUUUAAAAAUGAAUGAUAAUCAGGAAUUUGUUUUACCGUUAAGUAACAAGAACCUCUUGCCAAAAAAUAAUUUAGAUAGAGGUCUGUUUAUUUUGAUGUCUGUCGGCAUUCCAUCUGUAACGAUAUGGGAGUUGACAAUUUUAUUCAGAUUUUAUCCAGAACUGAAUUUCAACUGUGUUUGUCACUUAAUUGUACAGUCUAUUUUAUUUAUAAACAUUCUGAGUAAUUUGUUUUAUUUACAAAGAGUUGACUCAUCAGGAAAAAGGAAAAAAUUGCCACAUGUAUUACAUGCAAAUUGGAAAUAUUGCCAUUUUUGCCAAAUAAAUUCACCCCCUAGGUCAUAUCACUGCCCUAUAUGUGAUGAAUGUAUAUUAAAACGAGAUCAGCAUUGUAUGUUUGCUGGUUGUUGUGUUGGUUUUUAUAACCACCGAUAUUACUUAUUGGCAGUUACAUAUAUUAUGCUCGGUUCUUUGUACUAUUCAAUCCUGCAGGGGCCUCAUGUCUUUGAAAUUAUUGGUGGUUACCAUUGGAUGUCUAUUGUGUGUAUGUUAGCUCCACAUAUAGCUGUCUUAUUUGGACUACUUAGUAUUUAUGGUUUUAUCUGUGCAAUCACACAAAUUAUUUUAAGCUGUGUGCUUGUUCUUACUACUUAUUUAUUCUGUGUUCAGAUAAUGUGUAUUGCUCAAGGUCAAACUAUUCAUGAGAACAGAGCAGGUAUCACUCUUUAUGACUUAGGAUGGAAAAAAAAUUUUAUUCAAGUAUUAGGCAGAAAAUGGUAUUUAGCUAUCAUUUUUCCAUUUGCUUCAUCGCCAGUAGAUGGUGAUGGCAUAAAUUUUCUUACAUUUUAUGAUUUGAAUGAAAUUAAAAAUGUUUGAUCUUUGAAUAUUUAUUGUAUUCAUUUCUGUGCUAAGCAUUGUAAGGCAGAAAAAUUUGUCAUAUUAAUUUGCCAUUUUGUUGUGCUUUGUGAUCAAAUAUUUUAUAAUAGUAACUCUUAAUAUUUCAAGUUUUUUUAAAAAAAUUGAGUGUUAGAUUCUUUUUUUAAACAUUAAGUGUAUAGGAAUGAUACGUUGUUUCUAUACAUUAGAUUCCAUGAUUUUUCCAGUAUUUAAAAGGCUUUUAUUUGUUUUAGAGAUAAAAGAAAACCUGUUUCUAAGUAUUCAAUAUCAAAAAUAUCUAUUGAUCAAAUAUAAACCGCUUGCAUGAUAUUUUUAUAAUAUUCUUGUUAAAUGCAAAAACAGUAAAAAUGUGGCUAAAAGUAAAGUUAGUAAUUAAAAAAAAAGAUUAUAAAAUGCAGAUUUUUCAGCUUGGAAACUGUUAAAACUGUAAUAAUAUAUAUGUUACUACAUUUCACUGAUAAGUUUUGAAAUAUUUUAUUUAAUAUUUGAAACUCGUAAUCUUGGUUCUAAGUUUUUGGAACAGUGUAUGUUCAUUUUUAAAUAUUGCAAAAAUGUUUUUCCUUUUAAAAAUACCAUUAAAAAAAUGCCACAACUACCAUGAAUAUUGGUAGAAUAUCUUCCUAUGGACAAAUCCAAGAAUUUUACAAAAGGAUCAUGAAAGAUUUGUGAUAAUAUUUUAUCGGUAAUGAUAAAAUGGCUUUCAGUUGCAUAGAGUUUAUAAAAGAGGGAAAUUUUACAUUGAAAACAAGGUCUUCUUAGAUGUUCUUGGAAGAUACUGAUGAACACCUAUUUUAAUAAACAGAAAUCUAUUUUAUAAAUUAAUAUAUUUGUGUAUGUCAUUAUUGUUAAGUUUGAUUUUUACAAAACUUUAAGAUUUGCUGUUGAGUACAAUGACUUUUUUUUUUUUUUUGCUAUAAUUUAAUUGAUAUAUUUGUAUGAUUAGAUAAAGUAGUUAUAAGUUGUUUUGGAAAUAUUUGUAUAUUUCAUCAGUAUGAAAAUAAUUUUUAUUAUACAAAUGUUAUUUUCUGAUGUUUAAAUUACUUUUCAAGCAAAUUUUUUAUUUUAUUAGAAGUCUUUUUUUUUUUUUUUUUUUUUUGCAGAUUAGUUGCCAAUGUUAAUUAUGUUUAUUAGAAGCUAAUUUCUUAAAAUAUUGUUCAGGUGAAUACAUUUUGAUUGAAAGAUAGGUAAGGAAUAACAAAAUAAAAGAGCUUAUCCCUGAUAUCAUGUUUUAUAAAUAAAUUUUAAAAUGUUCAUAGUUUCAAUGGUUUGAAAUCCCUGAAACUAAUUUUCUUCUUUUUACAGAUAUUCUGUACAUUUCAGCUAUAGAGAUUAAUAUACUAGUCUUGUAUAUUCAUGAACAGAGUUUCAAAUGUGUUUAUUUAAUGAAUUCUUCAGAAUUAUUACUCUAAAAAUAUUAGAGUCACCAAUGAAUUUCUGUUGUUUUAGUUAAUUAUUUUUAUUUUUGAAUUUUUGAUUUUUAUUGUGUUUUAAGUAUAAGGUUUAUAUAAAGAUAUAAGCCUUUUCUGUUUAGACUUCCAAUCCAUAUCCAAGCCAUAAAAUUUUGACUUCCAAAUGAGCGUUUGUGUUAUUUAUUUUGUUGAUUUUACUGCAGAGAUUAAAACUGAGCUUAAGUUAUUUUUAGUAAGCUCCAGAGUACAAUCCGACUAUACCUGAUUAUUUUUAGUUGAUUUUAUUUACUUGAUUGAUGCUUUCAAAGUAUGAAGAUGUUUCAAAUGUUCCAAGUAAAUUCUCAGGAAAUAGUUUGAGGAACUGAGAAAUAUUUUUACCUCAAUUAUAAAAAUAUUUUAUUAUUAUUGUGAACCAUGAUUGUGAUGCUUUAGCCAUGUCAGUUGUCUUAUUAUGUCGAAUUUACUUGAAAUUCAAGCCAAACUAAUAUUAGUGAAUACCUGUAUACUUAACAGUUUUGUAGUUCAUAGUGUUUAUUUUUCAGUUUCUAAUGAUAUUUUUGUUUAUUUGUUCAAAUGUUUAGUUUCCUUUUGCUUUUAUUAUUCAAACAGUAUUCUUUAUAUACUUGAUUUGUUUUAACAGAUUUUUUUGUGUUUAUUUUUUAUGUGU
Argiope bruennichi is the source of this 3200-nucleotide messenger RNA. RefSeq names its product probable palmitoyltransferase ZDHHC24. Gene Ontology annotation, biological process: protein targeting to membrane; peptidyl-L-cysteine S-palmitoylation. The transcript is spliced from 2 exons. Gene Ontology annotation, molecular function: protein-cysteine S-palmitoyltransferase activity. The record is from RefSeq and is a predicted model, not a curated record. Lineage: Eukaryota; Metazoa; Arthropoda; Arachnida; Araneae; Araneidae. Bases 237 to 1103 code for a protein of 288 amino acids. Gene Ontology annotation, cellular component: endoplasmic reticulum; Golgi apparatus.